CUAUGCCCACUGCUGUCAACCCAGUCAGGGCCCUUAUCACUUUAUUCUUGAAUUACUUCAGUUCUCCAUUUUUUUUCUCAUGUGGUGUUUUUCAAACUUGAGUGUUGAUUGGAAUCCCAGGGUUAAUUCAACUUUAAUUUUAUGAAUAUGAUUUCAUAUAAGUUCCUUAUGAUAAAACCAGAGCAGAUUUACAAAUUAAAUAUAGACCAUCAAAUUAGCUGUACAUAUUUAAGGAUGAGAUUUUGUUAAAACCAAAUAGUCAAUGUUAGAGCUUAUAGAAUGGCAUAGCCUCAGGAUCAGCUUUAUAAUCAGUUUUUUUAAAUUUGGCUUGAUAAUACUAACAGAGAAUGGCUAUUUGCAUAAAUAUGUUUUAUAAAAUGGUGUUAACUUUUAGUCUUUGUUCAGGAUAAUGAGACCUACUAGUUAACCAGAACGGGGCCAGCAAGCAACUCUUGAAUGCUAGUUUUAAUGCCUGAUCAAAAUUCUGUAAAGCUGUGUUGAUCACUGAGGCGUUGCGGAUAUACUGAGCCUGCAUUAAGUGGAUAUUUAAUCUAAUUAUUUCUGGAAUCUUUACCAGAAAACAUGCUCUUACAUAGUUUGCUCCUGGGUUUGCUGUUGGUGAACUGCCGUUGGUUGGUGGGAUCUCUGUGUCCCAUGGGCUUUGCCACACAGCUGGGGCUCUGAGUACUUCAGCUCACAUUCCUUUGUUUGCCACCCUUGCCUUAACUCACUUACCUGUAUUGUUUUUUCUCCCAUAGCACUCAACAUCAUCUUACAUGUAAACAUUUUACUUUGUUGUUGUUGUUGUUGUUGUUGUUGUUGUUUUUGAGACAGAGUCUUGCUCUGUUGCCCAGGCUGGUGCAGUGGCACAUCUUGGCUCACUGAAAUCCCUGCUUCCUGGGCUCAAGUGAUUCUCAUGCCUCAGCCUCCUUAGUAGCCGGGACUACAGGUGUGUGCCACCACUCCUGGCUAAUUUUUGUAUUUUUAGUAGAGACGGGGUUUCACCGUCUUGGCCAGGCUGGUCUUGAACUCCUGGCCUCAGGUCAUCCACCUGCUUCAGCCUCCCAAAGUGCUGGGAUCACAGGCAUGAGCUACUGCACCUGACACUUUGUUUUUAACUGUUUCUGUCCAACUAGAUUUUAAGCUGUAUAAGGGCACAGAUUUUUAAUUGUUAAUUGCUAAGUCUUCAGUUUCUAUUGUAGUCUCUGGCUUGUAUUAGAUGCUCAAUAAAUAUUUGUUGACUUAAUGAAUGCAUAUUAACCCUUCUUUUCUUUAUUCAACUGCAAACUCAAAUACUCUUUUCUGAGUUGUGUGCUCUCACUGUGGGUAAAGACCAGUUUUUCUCUUCAUUUUAAACACAACUAAACUGGCCCUGAAUUGUAUAGAAUCCUUUUGAUUUGUUGUUUGAUCAGUACAAGUUCAGUCAGUGGCACAGUUACUUCCCUUGAUUCAGAUUCUGUAGAAGCCUAAAAGUGCAUUAUCUCUUCAAGUAGACAUGUCAUCAUAUAGGCUGCUAUGGAGAUCUUUUUUUUUCCUUUUAAAUUGUUUGUGUAACAGUUUCUGUUUUAAAACAGUGGAAUUACCAGCCUGGACACUAUAGUGAGACACUUUCUCUACAAAAAAUAAAUUAAAAAAAAUUAGCUGGGUGUGGUGGAGUACACCUGUAGUCCCCAGCUACUCGAGAGGCUGAGGCAGAAAGAUUGCCUGAGCCCAGGAAUUUGAGGCUUCAGUGAGUUGGGAUUGCAUCACUGCACUCCAGCCUGGACGACAGAGUGAGACCUUGUCCCUUCCAAAAAAAUUGAAAAAGUAGAAUUAUAUUUGGGAGUUUUUUUCCUCAAAUUCCUUUGAAGUUAAGAUUUAUAAAAGUAUGGGAGGCCAAGCUGGGAUUAUCAUUUGGGCCCAGAUGUUCCAGGCUGCAGUGAGCUACGGUCGGGCCACGGAACUCCAGCCUGGGGAACAGAGUGAGCCCUGCCUCAAAAUAAUAAUAAAAAUAAUAAUAAUAGUACAAGCUCUCUUAAUUACUACCUGUUUUUUUUUUGAGACAGAGUCUUGCUCUGUCACCCAGGCUGGAGUGCAGUGGCGCUAUCUAGGCUCAUUGCAAGCUCUGCCUCCCGGGUUCACGCCAUUCUCCUGCCUCAGCCUCCCGAGUAGCUGGGACUACAGGUGCCCGCCACCACGCCUGGCUAAUUUUUUGUAUUUUUAGUAGAGAUGGGGUUUCACCUUGUUAGCAAGAAUGGUCUCGAUCUCCUGACCUCGUGAUCUGCCUGCCUUGGCCUCCCAAAGUGCUGGGAUUAUAGGCGUGAGCCACUGCGCCUGGCCACUACCUGUUUUUUUUUUUAAUCCUAUGUUUUUAAAUAAUUCUAAUCAUCUAUUCAUAUUUUUUGUUUCUCCUAUUUAACAUUUUAUGUAACAUUUUUAGAUUUUAAAAUUUGUUUCUGUUAUCACUUCUAAAAGUGAAUGUUAUUUUUAAAAAUGAAUGCCUUUACAUUGGGUUGUUAUGUAACCUAAUUUGCUUUAACAAAUAACUUUAUUUUGGAGUAAUUUUAUUUUUAAUUAUUUAUUUAUUUAUUUAUUUAUUUGGGACGGAGUCUCGCUCUGUCGCCCAGGCUGGAAUGCAGAGGUGCGAUCUCUGCUCACUGCAGCCUCCACCUCCUGGGUUCAAGCAAUUCUCCUGCCUUAGCCUCCCAAGUAGCUGGGAUUACAGGUGCUCGCCAUCAUGCCCAGCUAAUUUUUGUAUUUUUAGUAGAGACUGGGUUUCACCAUAUUGGCCAGGCUGCUCUUGAACUCCUGACUUACGUGAUCCGCCUGCCUCAGCCUCCCAAAGUGCUGGGAUUAACAAGCAUGAGCCACUGCACCUGGCCUAUUUUGGAAUACUUUUGGAUUUAUAUAGCCAUGGUAUAUUUGUUAAAACUAAGAAAUCAGUAUCAGUAUGUUGUCAUUAACUAAACUCAAGACUUUAUUUGGAUUUUGCCAGUUAUUCCACUAAUGUCUUUCUUUGGUUGGUUGGUUGGUUGGUUUCAGGAUCCAAUCCAAGAUACCACAGUUCAUUUAGUUAUCAUGUCUCCUAAGUUUUUCUGAUCUGUGGUUGUUCUCAGCAUUUCCUUAUUUUUCAUGACCUCUUAAUCGUUUUAAAGUGUAUUGGUCAGAUGUUUUGUAAGAAUGUCCUUUGAUUUCGGCUUAUCGGAUGUUUUCUUAUGAUUAGGCUGAAGUUAUGGGUUGAGGUCUGGGGGAAGGAUACCACAGAGGUGAAAUCCCCAUCUCAUUUCAUCACAUCGGGGAGUACAUAAUGACAGCAGUACUUACCAUUGCUCAUGUUAAUGGUUAUGGUUUUUUUUCACAGAAACAUUACUGUUUCCCUUUCCAGACUCUUCUUUGGAAGUGAAUCAUUGAAUCUAGCUCACGCUCAGGGGGAAGGAAAUUGAAUUCUCCCUCCCAGAAUGGGGACAUACACUCAUGUAUCAGUUGGAAUUCUUGUCAGGAGAGUUGUUCCUUCUCCUCCAGUUGUUUAUUUAAUCACUUAUUUAUAUCAUAGACUCAUGAAUAAUUAUUUUAUUCUGUUAUAAUACUGUUAUGAUUUACUCUGCUGCUCAAAUUAUUCCAGCUUUGGCCACUGAGAGUUUCUUCUGUUUGCUUCCAGUCUCGGACCUAUCCGUCUCCUUUCAUCUUUGGAGCAUUUCCCUUCUUCUACUGGCUUGCCUUGUAGUUUCCCUGUCCCAACCCUAGAAUCAGCUGUUUCUGCAGACCCUGCUUCCUUGUAUUUAUUGGAAGGUGGUAUUUAGAAACAAAAGUCUUGGGUGCAGGGUAUGCUUAUUUUAUUGCUCCUGGGGUGUCACUGCUUCCAGGCCCUCUGUUGGACAGACCCUGGAAAUGCAGGUAUUUCAGCUAACCUGCAUGUGCAUACAUACCUACGUUUCUGUAUCUAUCCGCAUAUAUUUUAAAAUACACGUGAGUUCAUAUUGAUAUAUCUGACUAAUUCAUCACCACCUCUUGCUUAUUUGUAACUUCUUUCUGUGACAUUGAGAAACUUGGCACACAUUAUCUACAUUUUAUUUACUUAUUUGUUUAACCCUAGUGUACAUGUAGAGUAUUUUCAGAAUUACAGACUGGUACCCUUAUGAGAAACAAAUUUACCAGCUAGAGUACAGAGUAGAUUGUCCAAAGUUCUGUAGAUUAGCUCCCCCCGACCUCCUGCUCCUUCCAUGAGAUUAUCUCAUAAAAUUAUAAUACUGUUAGACUUGCUGUAUAGUUUGCAUUCUAUCCUGAGAUCCCCUGACAUCCUGUUUUGUUUUUAUUUGCAUACAGUUUACCAUUUAAAAAAAGUCUUUAUAUUGAGUUGUUAACUUUUUAAUAUAAAUGUUGUAAUUCCUGAUAUUACUCAUCUGCCAUUUAUGUAGUUGAUAGUCACUACUUUUUUUUUUUUUUUUUUUUUUUUGAGAUGGAGUCUUGCUCUGUCGCCUAGGCUGGAGUGCAGUGACGUGUUCUCAGCUCACUGCAACCUCCGCCUCCUAGGUUCAAGCGAUUCUCCUGCCUCAGCCUCCUGAGUAGCUGGGAUUACAGGCGUGCAUCACCACGCCCGGAUAAUUUUUGUAUUUUUAGUAGAGACGGGGUUUCACCAUGUUGGGCAGGCUGGUCUUGAACUCUUGACCUCAUGAUCCACCUGCCUCGGUCUCCCAAAGUGCUGGGAUUACAGGCGGGAGCCACAGCGCCCACCUGAUAGCCACUACUUUUUUAAUGCUGAUAUAGUGCUUACCAUCUGUCAGGCACUGUCUAUGCACCGUAAAUAAAUUUACUUCUCACAAUGACUCUGAGGUGGAGGCUCUUGAAUUAGCCUUUUUUCAUGAGGAGAGUGAGGCACAAAGAUGUGCAGUAACUUGGCCAACUUCACACCCAGCUGCUAAGUGGGAGAACUUGGAUCUGAACCCAGGGAAUGAGCUUUGGAGUCCAAACUCUUGCUUUUUGUUUAAUGCUGUGUAUAGGACUUAGAAUUAAUACAACUAACUCUUCUCUUAUUAGUUUAGUUUAUUACUUGGAAUUUGGUGUGAAAUAGAGAGUGCUGCUACCCCAAUUCUUUGCCCCAUGUGUGUAACAGGCAUUAUUAAUCAUGACAGCACUCUCUCUGCUGAGCUAGAACAUGGCCUGGCCUAAGGCCAAUAAUCCUUAUGGACACAACCCUCAAAGUGGUUGUAUGAGAUGAACUCUCCUUGCCAUCUCUGAUCUUGUCUGUUUUGAAUCCUGAUUCUAGUGCCCAGUGCAUGGCACUGCGUGCCUGCUUCUCCUGGAUUCCUCUCUCAUGGUCUUCCUUUUUACAGGGACAGGUUUUCUAUAUUCCCCCUCAGGCAUAGGAUCUGUUUCUCUUAAGUAAUUAAUUUUUAUCACUUACCAAUAAUUUAACAUCUAUAUGUCUAAGUUCUCUUUAUAUUGUUUUUCUUAUCCUUACCUACAAAAUCUCAUUUACCAUUGAUUUAAAUUUCAGUAUAUUGAAACAAUGGAUUGUAACAUUAAAAAUAAAUGAAAUUGCCAAAUGAUACUAACAGCUGCCUUCAAAGCAUUUAAACAUACAAACAGGCACUAUUGAAGACUGGAGAGUUAUCAAAAUUGGCAAUUUUUUGGCAGUCUUGCUGUGAAGUAAACAUUUUUAAAAGGAAGGACAUUGAGAAUAUUGUAAUCAUAUUACUUACAUCUUGUUGGGUUUGGAUUUGACCUUACAUAGCCUGGUAUUCAGUUAAGAGUCAAAGUUGCUGCUAUUAAUUUAGUUGAGAAGGAUAAAUAGUACAUGUAGUUUAUUGUUUUCUUUAGAGAAAUAGAAACAGAAACAUUUAUUUGGCCAGACCAAAUAGGUGGUCAUUCCCUUGAUUUAGCAAAUCCUUGAGGUAGAAUUUUUUUUUUUUUUUUUUGAGACGGAGUCUCACUGUGUCGCCCAGGCUGGAAUGCAGUGGCACGAUCUCGGCUCACUGCAAGCUCUGCCUCCCGGGUUCACGCCAUUCUCCUGCCUCAGCAUCCCGAGUAGCUGGGACUACAGGUGCCCGCCACCACGCCUGGCUAAUUUUUUGUAUUUUUAGUAGAGACGGGGUUUCACUGUGUUAGUCUCGAUCUCCUGACCUCAUGAUCUGCCCAUCUUGGCCUCCCAAAGUGCUGGGAUUAUUGGCGUGAGCCACCGCGCCUCCCGGUAGAAUUUUUAAAGAAGCAAUAAGGGCUCUGACAAUACCUAUGGGACUUUUUUCAAAUUAUUCAGUUAUUGGCAGCUGGGUAAAGAGGGACAGGAAUGUCUGAUUUAGGUAAAUACCUCUCACAAGUGGAGUAGGGGCGUAUCUGGUAGAGAACAGUGCUGAUUCCUUGGACUUGUGUGGCCUGGCCACCUGAGAGGUAGGUAGGAAGGUGUGUCUUGGCCAUGUCCUGGGGCCUCUGUAAACCUGAGAGGAUGGAGGAAGCUCUACUUUUUCUGACGAUGCUGUUGGUGAUAAUGAAGUAGGCUAUGAGAGCCCAUCUUCCAUUAAUUCAGAUGUUCCUAUACAGUUGGCCCUCUGUAAAUGGGAUUCUACAUUUGUAGAUUCAGCCAACUGUGGGUAAAAAUACUUGAAAAGAAACAAAAGUGUGUGUACUGAACAUGUACAUACUUUUUUCUUGCCAUUAUUCCCUAAACAUAAUAGUUUAACAACUAUUUAUGUAAUAUUUACAUUGUAUUAGGUAUUUAGUAAUCUAGAGAUGGUUUUAAAGCAGGGGUCCCUAGUCCCCAGGCCGUGGACUGGUACCCGUCUGUGGCCCGUUAGGAACUGGGCUGUACAGCAGGAGGUGAGCUCCGCCUCCUGUCAGAUUGGCAGCAGCAUUAGAUUCUCACGGAAGCGUGAACCCUAUUGUAAGCUGCACACGUGAGGGAUCUAGGUUGCACACUCCUUAAAAGAAUCUUUUUUUUUUGGAGACGGAGUCUCGUCUCACUGUGUUGCCUAGGCUGGAGUGCAGUGGCAUGAUCCUGGCUCACCUCAACCUCUGCCUCCCAGGUUCAAGUGAUUCUCCUGCCUCAGCUUCCUGAGUAGCUGGGAUUACAGGCACCUGCCUCCACACCCAGCUAAUUUUUGUAUUUUUAGUAGAAACAGGGUUUUACCAUGUUGGCCAGACUGGUCUCGAAUUCCUGACCUCAAGUGAUCUGCCUGCCUUGGCCUCCCAAAGUGCUGGGAUAUGAGCCACCAUGCCUGGCCAUCCUUAUGAGAAUCUAACUAAUGCCUGAUGAUCUGAGGUGGAACAGUUUCAUCCUGAAACCAUGUACCCUCUCCCCUCUUUGUGGAAAAACUGUCUUCCACAAAACCAGUCCCUGGUGCAAAAAAGUUGGAGACUGCUGGUUUAAAGUAUAUGGGAGAAUGUGUAUACGUUAUGUAAUAGUGUACCAUUUUAUAUCAGGGACUUGAGUCUUCGUGGAUUUUGGUAUCUGUUGGGGGUCCUGGAACUAAUCCUCCGUGGAUAUGGAGGAACAACUGUAUAUAUGGUCUCAGUAAUAAAUACGUAUCUGAGAUACCCUCUGUAUUAAGAAAAAAAAGAUGGGAAUUUCUUGGCUCAUAUAACUGAAUAGUUCCGAAAUUUGGGAAGGUCUGCCUGACUUAGGGCUUAGGUCAUGAGACUACAGUUCUUUCUUGGCUUUGACUUUUGUUUUUUGUAGUUGUUGACUCUGUUCUUUGAGGCUCUUCUCCAAGAUGGCUUCCAACAAGUCCUUGGGCAAACAUUUUUCCAGGUUUAGACCUAAGGGGAGAAGAGUGAGCAUUCUUGUCCUAGCAUUGCAGGAAACCUGAGAUUUUCACUGUGACUGCACUGAUUGUGGCCGUGUAUCUAACCCUGUACUGGUCACUAUGUCUAGGGAGAUGUACCUUGGUCAGGCCAGGGUCACAAGCAGCUUGAGUCAGCUUCCUCCAGUGUACUUGGUAGUUCUCAGAGAAGAGUUGGUGUGAAGUUCCCAAGAGAAGGGUGAAUUGACCCUGGGUGGCAAAAACAACAUAGCAUCUACUCUAGUGGGAUAAAGUAAGAUGGUAAGGCAUGGUGUUCAGGGUAUUUCUGAGUUUGGUUUGAUUCACAAAAUAGAUUGUGAACACUGUAAUUGCCCUUAAUUUUAGUUAACCUAUGUAAAUGUAAAUCUGUGAGGUGUCACUACAUUCUGCUAAAGCUUUGAUGGGCUCCUGCCAUAUUCUGGUUUGGCUUUUGUAUUAAAGAGCCAUUGUUGUUUUGGUUUCACUGUAUACAGGUAGACUUUUGUUUUAAUGAAUAGAGGUAUAAUCUGUUUUGAACAGGAAAAGCUGCUUUUGUAUUCUGGAUAAAGUUCAUACUAGUGGGAUUUCACCUAUGAAACUAAACAAAUCUUUGAAAAAUUUAAAAACCAUAUGUAUUUACACAGUGUCCAUUCAGUAGAAGUCGUUUAAAUAAAGGCUUCUGCCAAUAUAUGAAUAUUUAGAGCUGUAUUUUAUUAUUUUACUUUUUUUGAGACAGGGUCUCGCUCUGUCACCUAGGCUGGAGUGCAGUGGUGUGAAGACAGUUCACUGCAGUCUCCACCUCACAGGCUCAAGAGAUCCUCCCACCUCAGCUUCCUGAGUAGUUGGGACCACAGGUGUGCGCCACUACACCUGGCUUGCUUGCUUGCUUAUUUAUUGAUUUGAGAUGGGAGUCUCACUAUAUUGCCUAGGCUGGUCUUGAACUCCUGGGCUCAAUCCUCCAACCUUGGCCUCCCAAAAUGCUGGGUUUACAGGCUUGAACCACUGUACGUGGCCUUGAAUCUGUGUUUUAAUACUAUGCUUACUUGGCUGUGGUGUUGUGAAAAGAUCACUGAAAAUGGAGUCAGAGGCCUGAUUUGAGCCAGUCGUUUGUUGUGGGGGAAGGAGGUCAGGGGAGCUAACAUCUAAAGGCUCACUAUAUGCCAGGCACAGAACCAAGUGUGUUUGCAUGUAUAUUUCGUUUUUGUUGCCAGACUUUGAGGUAGGUUUUAUGGAUAAGGUCUUUAAGGCAAUAUCAGCUUCCUUUUAAAAAAGAAAUUCCGGAAACUGAGUUUUAGGCUGAAGAUCUCUAACUGGUAGUAGGGACAACUGAACCACAGGGUCCUAACUGACCCUGCGAUUUAUCUCCUUUUGCGGGGGGUUUCUUGAUAAUAGGGUGCACUUUACCUCAUUUUUUGGCUCAAGCAUGGAUAGGCCACCCUUCCUUUUCAUACCUAUAGCUAAGCUUUACAAAUGAUAUGCUGAUAAGAUACAAGCUACUCGUUAUUCAUGUGGGUUAAUAGACCUGUUUGUUUGCUUGUUUUUAAGUCUAUAGCCGCCCCACCCCCAAUCUACAAUUUCACCUUCUAAGGUUUUAGUUACUCAUUCAAACUGCAGUCUGAAAAUGUUACGAUAUUUUGAGAGAGAGAAGACUCUAGCUACGUAACUUUUGUAACAAUAUAUUGUUAUAAUUGUUCAUUUUACCAUUAGUUAUUGCUGUCAGUCUCUUACUGUGCCUUAUUUAUAAAUUAAACUUCAUGGGUAUGUACGUAUAGGAAAAAACAUGGUAUAUUUAGAGUUUAGUACUAUCUGCAGCUUUAGGCAUCCGCUGUGGGGUUGGCGGGGGGCGGUCUUGGGAGAUAAGUGGGGACUACUGUACAAUUAUCAGGCACACACAGGCUCUGGGAUUUUACAAAUGAGUAAAAGUGGUUCUUGCUGUUGAAGCACUUACAGUGGGAAUAGAGUGAAAUACAUGAAAAUGUGAUUUUAAUAUGUUAUAAAUGCUAUGAUGGUGGGAGUUUGUUUUGUGUAAAACAUCCUUUUAAUUGGUACUUUAAAUUUUAAUAUUCUUUCACAGGUCUACCUAUUUAGUCUUACACUUUCAAAGAACUACCUGGAUGCUGUAGAUUUUCAUGAUAUACUUUAUUAGAAUAAUCAUGGGCCAGACUGGGAAGAAAUCUGAGAAGGGACCAGUUUGUUGGCGGAAGCGUGUAAAAUCAGAGUACAUGCGACUGAGACAGCUCAAGAGGUUCAGACGAGCUGAUGAAGUAAAGAGUAUGUUUAGUUCCAAUCGUCAGAAAAUUUUGGAAAGAACGGAAAUCUUAAACCAAGAAUGGAAACAGCGAAGGAUACAGCCUGUGCACAUCCUGACUUCUGUGAGCUCAUUGCGCGGGACUAGGGAGUGUUCGGUGACCAGUGACUUGGAUUUUCCAACACAAGUCAUCCCAUUAAAGACUCUGAAUGCAGUUGCUUCAGUACCCAUAAUGUAUUCUUGGUCUCCCCUACAGCAGAAUUUUAUGGUGGAAGAUGAAACUGUUUUACAUAACAUUCCUUAUAUGGGAGAUGAAGUUUUAGAUCAGGAUGGUACUUUCAUUGAAGAACUAAUAAAAAAUUAUGAUGGGAAAGUACACGGGGAUAGAGAAUGUGGGUUUAUAAAUGAUGAAAUUUUUGUGGAGUUGGUGAAUGCCCUUGGUCAAUAUAAUGAUGAUGACGAUGAUGAUGAUGGAGACGAUCCUGAAGAAAGAGAAGAAAAGCAGAAAGAUCUGGAGGAUCACCGAGAUGAUAAAGAAAGCCGCCCACCUCGGAAAUUUCCUUCUGAUAAAAUUUUUGAAGCCAUUUCCUCAAUGUUUCCAGAUAAGGGCACAGCAGAAGAACUAAAGGAAAAAUAUAAAGAACUCACCGAACAGCAGCUCCCAGGCGCACUUCCUCCUGAAUGUACCCCCAACAUAGAUGGACCAAAUGCUAAAUCUGUUCAGAGAGAGCAAAGCUUACACUCCUUUCAUACGCUUUUCUGUAGGCGAUGUUUUAAAUAUGACUGCUUCCUACAUCGUAAGUGCAAUUAUUCUUUUCAUGCAACACCCAACACUUAUAAGCGGAAGAACACAGAAACAGCUCUAGACAACAAACCUUGUGGACCACAGUGUUACCAGCAUUUGGAGGGAGCAAAGGAGUUUGCUGCUGCUCUCACCGCUGAGCGGAUAAAGACCCCACCAAAACGUCCAGGAGGCCGCAGAAGAGGACGGCUUCCCAAUAACAGUAGCAGGCCCAGCACCCCCACCAUUAAUGUGCUGGAAUCAAAGGAUACAGACAGUGAUAGGGAAGCAGGGACUGAAACGGGGGGAGAGAACAAUGAUAAAGAAGAAGAAGAGAAGAAAGAUGAAACUUCGAGCUCCUCUGAAGCAAAUUCUCGGUGUCAAACACCAAUAAAGAUGAAGCCAAAUAUUGAACCUCCUGAGAAUGUGGAGUGGAGUGGUGCUGAAGCCUCAAUGUUUAGAGUCCUCAUUGGCACUUACUAUGACAAUUUCUGUGCCAUUGCUAGGUUAAUUGGGACCAAAACAUGUAGACAGGUGUAUGAGUUUAGAGUCAAAGAAUCUAGCAUCAUAGCUCCAGCUCCCGCUGAGGAUGUGGAUACUCCUCCAAGGAAAAAGAAGAGGAAACACCGGUUGUGGGCUGCACACUGCAGAAAGAUACAGCUGAAAAAGGACGGCUCCUCUAACCAUGUUUACAACUAUCAACCCUGUGAUCAUCCACGGCAGCCUUGUGACAGUUCGUGCCCUUGUGUGAUAGCACAAAAUUUUUGUGAAAAGUUUUGUCAAUGUAGUUCAGAGUGUCAAAACCGCUUUCCGGGAUGCCGCUGCAAAGCACAGUGCAACACCAAGCAGUGCCCGUGCUACCUGGCUGUCCGAGAGUGUGACCCUGACCUCUGUCUUACUUGUGGAGCCGCUGACCAUUGGGACAGUAAAAAUGUGUCCUGCAAGAACUGCAGUAUUCAGCGGGGCUCCAAAAAGCAUCUAUUGCUGGCACCAUCUGACGUGGCAGGCUGGGGGAUUUUUAUCAAAGAUCCUGUGCAGAAAAAUGAAUUCAUCUCAGAAUACUGUGGAGAGAUUAUUUCUCAAGAUGAAGCUGACAGAAGAGGGAAAGUGUAUGAUAAAUACAUGUGCAGCUUUCUGUUCAACUUGAACAAUGAUUUUGUGGUGGAUGCAACCCGCAAGGGUAACAAAAUUCGUUUUGCAAAUCAUUCGGUAAAUCCAAACUGCUAUGCAAAAGUUAUGAUGGUUAACGGUGAUCACAGGAUAGGUAUUUUUGCCAAGAGAGCCAUCCAGACUGGCGAAGAGCUGUUUUUUGAUUACAGAUACAGCCAGGCUGAUGCCCUGAAGUAUGUCGGCAUCGAAAGAGAAAUGGAAAUCCCUUGACAUCUGCUACCUCCUCCCCCCUCCUCUGAAACAGCUGCCUUAGCUUCAGGAACCUCGAGUACUGUGGGCAAUUUAGAAAAAGAACAUGCAGUUUGAAAUUCUGAAUUUGCAAAGUACUGUAAGAAUAAUUUAUAGUAAUGAGUUUAAAAAUCAACUUUUUAUUGCCUUCUCACCAGCUGCAAAGUGUUUUGUACCAGUGAAUUUUUGCAAUAAUGCAGUAUGGUACAUUUUUCAACUUUGAAUAAAGAAUACUUGAACUUGUC
Homo sapiens (human) is the source of this 12402-nucleotide messenger RNA. RefSeq names its product enhancer of zeste 2 polycomb repressive complex 2 subunit (gene EZH2). Bases 9860 to 12139 code for a protein of 759 amino acids. The record is from RefSeq and is a predicted model, not a curated record. Gene Ontology annotation, biological process: cell development; response to estradiol; chromatin remodeling. The transcript is spliced from 20 exons. Gene Ontology annotation, molecular function: transcription cis-regulatory region binding; ribonucleoprotein complex binding; histone methyltransferase activity. NCBI's taxonomy places the organism in Eukaryota, Metazoa, Chordata, Mammalia, Primates, Hominidae. Gene Ontology annotation, cellular component: nucleus; chromatin silencing complex; synapse.